UAAACCGGAAGUAAACGUUGUAGACCCGGAAACACAUCGUAGCACAGGGGGUUGUUUCUUUCAGAGGAACCCGCACACGAUCGGCUGACAUGGCUAACAGGACCGUGAAAGACGCCAACAGCAUCCAUGGCACCAACCCUCAGUAUCUGGUGGAGAAGAUCAUCAGGACUCGGAUCUACGAGUCGAAGUACUGGAAGGAAGAGUGCUUCGGCCUGACCGCCGAGCUGGUGGUGGACAAGGCCAUGGAGCUGAAGUUCGUCGGAGGGGUUUACGGAGGGAACAUCAAACCCACCCCCUUCCUCUGCCUCACGCUGAAGAUGCUACAGAUCCAACCAGAGAAAGACAUCAUCGUGGAGUUCAUCAAGAACGAGGAUUUCAAAUACGUCCGCCUGCUUGGAGCCAUGUACAUGAGGCUGACGGGCACCUCGGUGGAUUGUUACAAAUACCUGGAGCCUCUUUACAACGACUACAGGAAAAUCAAGAGUCAGAACCGGAAUGGAGAGUUUGAGGUGAUGCACGUGGACGAGUUCAUCGACGAACUCCUUCACGCGGAGAGGAUGUGUGACAUCAUCCUGCCCAGGCUGCAGAAGCGGCAGGUCCUUGAGGAGGCCGAACUCUUGGACACGCGCAUCAGUGCCCUGGAGGAAGACCUGGACGAGGUGGAGAGCAGCGACGAGGAAGACGAGGAGGAGGAAAAGCCGGAGAGGAUACCCACCCCUGAGGCUCACAGACGGAGUUACCGUGACAACGACAGGCCCCGGCGCUCCCCCUCACCGCGCUACCGACGCAGCCGCUCCCCCAGACGAAGGAGCCGGUCCCCCAAGAGGAGAAGCCCGUCCCCGAGGAGGGAGCGCCGGGAGCACCGCAGCAAGAGCCCCCGGAGGCACCGGAGCCGGUCCCGGGACCGACGCCACCGCUCCAAGUCCCCUGGGCACCACAGAGGUCACAGACACCGCAGUCACUCAAAGUCUCCAGAGAGGAGUUCAAAGAAAAGUCACAAGAAGAGCCGAAGAGGAAACGACUAGUCCAUUCUGUCUUUCUACGUAUUAUUUUAAUUUAGCGUGUUCUGUGUCUUUUUUCAUUCUUAUUGAGACUUCAAAAUAAAGGCGGGAAAUGCCAUUCCAAAACGUGUCACGUUUGUAAGGAACUUUGACCAGAUGGCAAACGGUAAGUGGAAGUGAAGGAUACCCACCCAUUUCAGUCCAUGUACUACACCCCUGGCCUUUGGACGGUAUGAUUACUUUGUGAUAACACAAAUGAUAAAACAAUUGAGAUAAGAGGCAAUAUGAAUAUUCAUUCGCCUAAUAGUAUUAUUAUUUUUUGUCUUAAAUAAAACUCCUAUUUAUACUUCCCCUUGUAUAAAAAUAAUAUAGUCGGUGAUUACAAAGUAUGUGCUUUGUAACCAUUCUUUCAUUGCAUGGUGGAUUUCAACAUUGAAAGGCAUCUGAAAGUUGGUGCCAUUUUUAAUAAAUAAAGGAUUUUGUCUAAUUAGG
Messenger RNA from Gadus morhua (Atlantic cod), 1493 nucleotides. RefSeq names its product pre-mRNA processing factor 38A (gene prpf38a). Bases 90 to 1025 code for a protein of 311 amino acids. The record is from RefSeq and is a predicted model, not a curated record. NCBI's taxonomy places the organism in Eukaryota, Metazoa, Chordata, Actinopteri, Gadiformes, Gadidae. The transcript is spliced from 10 exons.